Molecule: messenger RNA, 2748 nt
Organism: Carassius auratus (goldfish)
Lineage: Eukaryota; Metazoa; Chordata; Actinopteri; Cypriniformes; Cyprinidae
Product: protein-cysteine N-palmitoyltransferase HHAT-like
Exons: 10
Biological process (GO): protein palmitoylation
Cellular component (GO): endoplasmic reticulum
Molecular function (GO): palmitoyltransferase activity
Source: RefSeq, a predicted model, not a curated record
AGCAUGAGGUCAGCCUGGACAGAGAGGUGCAGCUGGAGAGAGGAUUCCUUAUAUGGGGAUUCAAGAAGGACCCUACAGAUUUUGAGUGGAGUUUUUGGAAUGAGUGGGCAUGGCAAUCUCUUUUGUGGUCUUUGAUUGGCCAUGCUGUGGUCUCUAGAUUGGCAGAUAAUUUUUUGCCUCAGUUCCGACUGGCAGUCAUAACGGUGUAUGGCUUCCUCUCAGCUGGGUGGCUUCUCGGCGUGCGAGGCUUGAGUGUCUUGAUGUUGCAUCUGAGCAUCUCAUUGGUGGUUGCUCAGCUACGUAGCCCCAUCCUCUCAUGGUUUUGCUCCCUCCUGCUACUCUCCACACUCAAUAUCACUGCCCUCCAGGAUUUACAGCGUGGUUUGUACACUUCUGAAGACCAGUACUACCUCUUGCUCUUUAGUACUGCUGUUUGUAGCUUGCGCUGCAUUAGCUUCAGUCUGGAGCUGUGCUGGCACCCACUGCAGGCCGGAGGACCAAACCACUGCUCCCAUCUAGAGGAAAAACGACUGAAGACUCUGAUUUUUCAGUUCUACAAGCUCACUGCCUACUGUUUCUAUCACCCCCUGUUUUACAAUGGACCCAUUGUGACCUACAGAGACUUCAGUGAACAGAUAGAGAGGCCAGUGUGUAAAGUCUCUGUGGUGUAUGUGCUGAGUGGAAUACUGCGUGUGUGUGUCUGGUGGUGUUUAGCCGAAUUCAUGAUCCACUUCAUGUACAUGCACGCCAUCCAGAGCCACGAAACCUACCUGGAGAUGCUGCCGCCCUGGGCACUGGGUGGUUUGGCUCUUGCGUUGGUCCAGUUUUUUUACAUAAAGUACCUGGUCUUGUUUGGAGCGGUGUCUCUGUUUGUCAGACUGGAUGGACUGGAGCCGCCAAAGUUACCACGCUGUGUCAGCAUCAUGUACAGCUUCACUGGGAUGUGGAGACACUUUGACGUGGGGCUUUACAAAUGGCUCAUCAGGUACAUAUAUGUGCCGCUGGGGGGCUCUCAUCACGGUGUGUUCCGGAAACUCGUCUCCACUGCGCUGGCCUUUGGGUUUGUGUGUUUCUGGCAUGGUUGCCAUGACUACCUGCAGUACUGGGCCGUGCUAAACUGGGUUGGGGUGUUGGUGGAAAACGGCCUCGCACUCCUCUUUUCCUCUCGUCCAUUUCAUUACGUUAUUGUGCGUUGCCUGUCACCUCGGAUGCAGAGGCGUGGCCUAGCGCUUAUCUCCGCCCUCUCCACUGCUUUUCUGAUUCUGUCCAAUCUGUUUUUUCUGGGUGGGAUCCAUGUGGGCAGAAUCUUCUGGAAGAGGGUGUUUGUCGAAGGCUGGUCAUCUGUGGCCGUUCCAAUGGUUGCUUUUCUCUAUUGCUUUGCUCAAGUUGGUCUUGAGUGGGACAUGAGAUGACAACGCCCCUCAGAGCAGAAUCAUGGGAAGGCAAAGUUUCUCACAAAAAAACACUUCAGUAUUUCCAAUAGUUCGGACCAAUCACAAUGUGCACAGCCAGCAUUCCUAUCAGCUCUUUCAAUAUCACGUGUUUGUAUAGUAGCAAUGCUGUAUUUGACCAGCGUGUGUGUGGAAAUGAAAUGAUGUGAGUGCUCCAGGUGUGUGUUUGAUGGUUAAUCCUGUCGCUGCUUUAUUUAUGAGUUUGUCUGAACACUGAUGGUGACACAUGUCUCUGAUCAGCAGCCAGGAUACAGCCUGACCAUUGCUCUCUCUCUCUCUCUCUCUCUCUCUCUCUCCCUCGUCCCUCCAUCUGUGUAGAUUUCCUUCCUCUUGUUCAUUUUGUCCCUCUGAUCUUUCUUGUCCUGAUCUCUCCUUUUCAUGUUGUUAUCCAUCAUUCUCUCAUUCUCCUUGUGUGUACCUGCUUCGGUCUUCUUACUAACAGCUCAAGCUGCUGGAUGUGGUUAAUUAGAUCAGUGAUCUGCUAGCCUGGAGUUUCUCCUUUAUUAGAGAGAGCUCGACAUGUGUGUGUUUCAGUGUUAGGGGGAUUACACUUUAAAGAGCUUUAUCUCUGCAGCGUACCUUUAUCAGCAUCAGAUUAAUCACUCAUAAUCCCUUCACAAAAAUCUCUCUCUCUUCAUUUCAAUUUUAGUGUUCUUUAUUGGCAGGAUAAAACUGUAUAUUUGUAGUACCAUAUAAAGAAUCAAAACAGCCAUACUGUCAUUGCAGCAUAAAAGCAAUGAGAAUUUUUAAGAAAAGUAAAAUAGGAUGAAAAGAAAAGUAGAUCUGAAUUAAAUAUAAAAAGAUGUAUUAUUAAAAUAAUUAAAGGGACACACUUUGUAAUAUCAGUUUGCUAUGAUUGCGGUCUCUUUCUCCAUCUCUUCUCUGUGAUAUGAUGAUAUUUUAGUAAAUGGUUAUGGAAGAGGUCAUGCUUGGCCUGCCCUUUCUGUGAGUCAUACUGAAAUUACUGACAUCACAUUUUACACAGGUCCGUGUGUGUGUGUGUGUGUUACUCAACACAGGUCACUCUGCUAUUAAUGAAUGGUAAUUAGUAUGUAGCAUUACCGUCUUCAAAGUGUACAUAAUUGCACAGUUCAAAAUGUUCUCUCUCCUUAAAGUAAGCAUGAAUGGUCAUUUACACCUUGCAAUGUGGUGCAUUAGUGUAUUUAGUGAAUUUGAAUAUUUCAUGAGAUAAAAUAUUGGGCUGGAUUUAAUUGAAUUUAUUGGGAGUUGGAUUGGAUGAUGUAAAGUUGGUGUAACUUACCACAAUGGAGCUAGAAAUUAAAGCAAUUUUGCUUAA